CCUGUCCCCCUCGGGGGUCGGCGGGGUGCGGGUCCGGGCGCUCGGUGCACUAUUCCCAGCGGCGUUCCCGGUACCAUUCCCGGCGGCACUUCUUGCCGCCAUGGAGCUCGCCUGUCAGGCGCUGAGAACCACCCACCAGGCGAGGGAAGCGGAGGAGAUGCGAACAGAAGCUCGUCGGAAAAAUCUCCUCAUUCUAAUUUUGCAUUAUUUAAUGGAGGAAGGAUAUGUUGAUGCUGCAAAUGCUUUGGAACAAGAGACAAAAUUAGGUUUACGUGGCUUUGAAGUUUGUGACAACAUUGAUCUUGAGACAAUUUUGAUGGAAUAUGAAAGCUACUAUUUUGUAAAAUUUCAAAAGUAUCCUAAAAUUACCAAAAAGAUCCUGGACACUGCAGAAAAUAAACAACAGCUGAGAAGUGGAGGAAGAGCAAGAAGGACAGCAGCUUCUUCUCAGAAUGUACCAAGGGUCAAACAACAGACAGUGAGACGAUCCGCAUCAAAAACUGCAGCUGGGAGUACAGCAGAACCUAAAUCCUCCACCAAGGAGAGCCCCAGACAGGAUAAUGAUGGUGCAGAUACUCUGGAUCAAUCUGAUUUUGGCUUAAGCAUCUCAGGAAUCAGCAAAACUGGAGGAGACAGCUCUCGCCCAAGAAAGGGCCAAAUAAUUGACUUCCGCAAGAUGAUUCGGGAUGCUGUCAGAGUGCCACCAGAUGGAAUUCCCUUGAACAGCCUUAAUUGUGAUCCAGAUCCAUCAGAACGAUUAUUGAAACCUCUUAGUGCUUUUACUGGCAUGACUGGUGAGAUGAGAGAACUUGCAGUGGUUGUAAGCAAAGACAUUUAUCUCCAUAAGCCAAACGUGAAGUGGGAUGAUAUUAUAGGACUGGAUGCAGCUAAAAGGCUGGUCAAGGAAGCAGUUGUUUACCCCAUAAAGUAUCCAGAGCUGUUUACAGGCAUUCUGUCCCCUUGGAAAGGAUUAUUGCUCUAUGGACCACCAGGUACUGGAAAAACUUUGCUUGCUAAGGCUGUUGCCACAGAAUGCAAUACAACCUUUUUCAACAUAUCAGCAUCCACCAUUGUCAGCAAAUGGAGAGGUGAUUCAGAGAAACUUGUCCGGGUGCUGUUUGAGCUCGCCCGGUACCACGCUCCUUCCACAAUUUUCCUGGAUGAGCUGGAGUCAGUUAUGAGCCAGAGAGGCACUGUUCCUGGUGGUGAACAUGAAGGAAGUCGGCGGAUGAAAACAGAAUUACUGGUGCAGAUGGAUGGCUUGGCCCGAUCUGAUGAUCUCGUAUUUGUUUUAGCAGCUUCCAAUCUGCCAUGCUACAGGCGAGGGUCAUGCUGUCAAAGCCACGUCUCUACGCCGAGAGGCGCUGAGACGCUCCCUGUUGUCCUGUGCUUGCAGGGAGCUGGACUCUGCCAUGCUGCGGCGGCUGGAGAAGAGGAUCCUGGUGGACCUGCCGAGCGAGGAGGCACGGCGGGUGAUGAUCCAGCACUGGCUGCCCCCUGUGAGCAACAGCAGCGGGGUGAAGCUGCGGACGGAUCUGGACUACAGCCUGCUGAGCCAGGAAACAAAUGGAUACUCUGGCUCAGACAUAAAACUCGUGUGCAAGGAGGCAGCCAUGAGACCAGUGAGGAAAAUUUUCGAUGCACUUGAAAAUCAUCAGCCAGGUACCUCAGCUCUGAGCAGAGUCUGACCUGUGAAAUGCUGAUUUCCUGCUGUAACUCUUAGAACGAACAUUCUAACUCCAGCAGGUGGAGCUCUGAUAUCUGCCUGGGAAAGUUUUAAAAUCUACAGUUCCAAACCCUGUUAAAUUUCUAAAAAUCAGGGCUUCUUUUAAAACUGUCAUUAUCUGUGCUCUCAGCAUAAAUGCAAUUUUUAAUUUAUCUCACUACAUUUAGUCUGUUGUUUUCCUACAUUAAGUGUUGGACUAGGCAUGGACAUAAAAGAGUAUCUUUUGGUAACAGUAACAGAAUUUAUUCAAUUCUCUUGUCUUUAGGUAACGGUAACGUGCCCAUGAUCCAGCUGGACACAAUCACCACUGCCGAUUUCUUGGAUGUGAUCACCCACACCAAGCCAUCAGCAAAGAAUCUGAGCCAGAAGUACAUGGCUUGGCAGAGAGAAUUUGAGUCUGUCUGA
Molecule: messenger RNA, 2131 nt
Organism: Serinus canaria (Common canary)
Lineage: Eukaryota; Metazoa; Chordata; Aves; Passeriformes; Fringillidae
Gene: KATNAL2
Product: katanin catalytic subunit A1 like 2
Exons: 15
Coding region: 101-1648 (515 amino acids)
Molecular function (GO): ATP binding; ATP hydrolysis activity; protein binding
Source: RefSeq, a predicted model, not a curated record